AUGGGUCAGCGCCAUCAGGUCUUUAUCAUCGCUCGCGUUCGCUCCAAGGAUGGCAAAUCCAUCCGCUAUCGCUGCGUUGCGGCCAUGCACCAUCAGUGGUGUUAUGGCCGUCUCCCUCUGCGCGCCACCCAUCGCUUCAUAUCGCUCGCAAAACAACCUAUCAAUUCGACCCUCAUUCAGAUGGACUUGCUUGCCGUCCAGGAUCGAUGGUCUCCAGUUGCGAUCCCGACUGAUCACGACAGCCUUUCUUGGGCUCCUUGUGCCUACAUAUCUUAUUUGUUGCACACAGCAUGGAACGUAGACCUCGAGGAUCCGUCUCUGCCUUAUACUAGUGGGACUCGCUUUGACAAUGACAUACUAAACCCCAACAUGCGUAGUGGAGGCGGAGACAACAACGAUGGUAUAACGGUCAUUGACAUAACCAACCCAUCCUCUCCCGCAUAUUGUUUCGUGUCCACCUAUGGCCUCGAGGCCGCCGGCGACGUCCCCCAGUGGACUCCACUCACCGCCUCUCGGGCAUACUACCCUGUGCCAUACAUAGAUCCCAUCGAAGACAAAGCGGAAAAUGAUCCUAAGAUGAAAGACCACGCCAAUGCCCUCGAGAAGAAUGUCCAAGAGACCAUAGCCCUUCUUGAUGGUGUACCUCUCGUGACCGCCGACAUGCUCGCACAAGCGUGGCCGAAAGAAUAUGCGCCUCCUCGAGCAAAGGCAGGGGACCAGCGCUCUCAGGACGACGACUCCGAGAAGCCUACACACAUCGCAGACCUUGUCGAAACUUCCAUUGUCCCCGCAAUCAAAGUCGUUGUCUUCGAUGGUGAAGACUCGACUGCGCUUGAACGGAUCCUUGAGCAGCGCGAUCGACUCCCCGUCGUCAAAGCAAUGUUUUCCAACCUUUUCAUGGAGAACGGUGUUCCUGCGGAGGGAAUUCCGCUCCUGACGAAGAUCCUCGCUGCUAAUACCAAGCUUGAUUCCGAGGCUACAUCAUUGGAUCUUUCUCAUUUGCAGCUAAGCGCCGACCAAGUCGUACAGCUCGUAUCACAUCUGAAACCAAGAGUCGACUCACUUGACGUAUCGCAUAACUGUCGUCUCGACAUCCCAGCCUUGGAGCGCAUCAUCACCGACAUACCUUCUCUCCGUCGUCUCAAUCUGUUCAACUGCCAAUCCAUCGGACUCGUCGAACUGAACAAACUCCUCAGCUCCCGUCCGACCUUGUUCAUGAAUCUCUCUUACAUUCUCCACGACCUCUUCCUCACACUUUAUCCUGUCGUCAGCCUCUCCCCGACCCACUCUUUCUCCAUCGACUCGCGCGGCAUGUACAACGACAGUCUUACAGUCAGCCUCCCAUUCUUUACACUGGAACGUGUCGUCCGUGCCUUCACCGACCUAGUCUCUCCCUAUGCGGUCGCCAGGGGCCCCCACCAAUCCAGCAUCGACUUCCCAGGGAAGAACGUGUAUGCCGUCAGCGCUGCCUUAUCCCGCGAUGAUACCACCAUUACCGUCGACGGGAAAGAGGAGACUCCGAAGUGGAAUGAGAGAAAUGUCGUGAUUAUCCCCAAACAUACACGCCGCGUGAACGCUGGCUGGAUACUCCUCUUCUAUAGCCAGAGCUUUUUCGACGCCGGGUACUACGGCUUCGUCGACCUCAGCGACACUGGUAGCUCUGGAGCGGACGCACAGUCUUCACAAGGCCAUACGGAGGAGUCGGAGACGCAGACGUCGACGGACGCUGACCCAAAGCCCGCUCAAAAACCGCCGACUUUGCCUCGCGUUUACGACCUCCGUGAAUUUUUGUCUCGAUGCAUGGAAAAAGACCCGGGAAGGGUGCCUGCGAAGGAGGAAAGCGUGAAGAAGCUCGAAGAGGUGUUGACCAGCAUGAAGGAGCGUCGACUGAUUCGAAUGAUGUCAGACGUGCAGGCAGCGCAGCUUACGAACAGAGCGGGAUGAACAAAGGAGCAUGGAGCUCUGGAUCCGUCGGUGUCUGAAUGCCUGAAGACGCAGUAUGUUUCUAAUUCUUGGCAGUUGAAAUGUAUGAUUAUGAAGAAUUGUGACCGGC
Molecule: messenger RNA, 2053 nt
Organism: Stereum hirsutum FP-91666 SS1
Lineage: Eukaryota; Fungi; Basidiomycota; Agaricomycetes; Russulales; Stereaceae
Exons: 4
Coding region: 1-1944 (647 amino acids)
Source: RefSeq, a predicted model, not a curated record